GACAGCUUGACUUUCGAUUGCGUCCAAAACAAAGGUGGAAAAAUAAUACGGAGCUCGUUUAGGCCACAUCAGGCACGGGAUAGAGGUUCCCCACACUAUGGAAUCGUCCUGCCGCCUCUGUUUGGAUCCGUUCGCGGAGAACGCGUCCUCGAUCGAUGACCCCCAGCUGAAGGCGAAGAUGGAGCAGGUGUUCAACUUUCCGGUUGACCUGAAGACAGGCUAUCCGUCCCAGGUGUGCCAGAGCUGUUCGUACACGAUUUCCGAGUUUUACGUGUACUCCGAGAAGGUUCGGCUGAACCAGGACCGAUUGGAGGGUGGGAAGGAAUCGUUCGAGAAGGUCAAGCUUGAGCAGCCGGAAAGUAUCAAGUGUGACGUUGAUAUCGUCGGGGAUGUUGUGGUUCCGAAGGAGGAGGAGCCCUCGGACGACGAAGAUGAUGGGGAGGGUUUUAGCGAAGGGGAGGUCUUUGCGGAGACAUAUGAACCUCCGGUUAGACGGCGGAAGCGAACGGUCACCAGGAAGCCGCGGAAGAAGCGAAGGAGACUGUCGUCGGAUGAUUCUGACGAAGAGGACGAGGAUGGUGGCGAGAAUUCUGAGGGGACCGAGCGUAAAAAGCGUAGCUAUAAGAGCAAGGAGGAGAGGGAGGAGGAGUUUCGACAGAUCUAUGAAUUCUACAAGAUUGUGUGUGAUUUGUGUAAGCAUACGACGCCGGAUUUACCUACGUUGAAUCGGCAUUUUAAGGAAGAACACGAUCAAGAUGGGUACCUUCUCUGCUGCAAGAAGAAGAUGUACACACCGAAGGUCAUGUUGAACCACAUAGAUUACCACCGUAAUCCGGAUGAGUAUCAAUGUAAGCUGUGUAAUAAAACCUACAACAGCAAGGAGUACUUGGCGAACCACAUGGUCAAGAAACACAACGACAGUCGGCAGGAUCUACCAUUCCGGUGCGACCAGUGUAAUCAGGCAUUCCGUAAGGAGAAUCAGUUAGUUUCGCACAAGAAAUUCCACGAAAAGGUCCAGUGCAGCAUUUGCGAUAAGGAGUUCGCAAACAAGUUCACGGUUAAAGUCCACAUGGCGAACAUGCACAGUGACGUCGAUCGUCGAAUGAUUUGCGAUACCUGCGGGCAGGAGUUCCUGAACAAGUUAUGCUUCGAACGGCACGUGAAAGAGCACGCGGGCAUCGAGGUCAUCAAGCGGUACCAGUGUCACAUCUGCAACGCAUGGAUACGCGGCGAGCGCGGCCUUCACCAGCACAUGGUGAACCUGCAUGACAACAGUGGGCAGCAGUGGAUUUGCAACAUUUGCGGCAAGCAAUCGCCCAACUUCCGGUCUCUGUCCAAGCACAAACGCGUCGUUCAUUGCGAGGAGAAGUACGAGUGCGAAUUUUGCGGUGCCAAGUUCAAGCAGCCGGUCAACCUGAAAGAACACCGAACCAUUCACACCGGAGAGGUGCUGUACUCGUGCGAGCACUGUGGCGUCACGAAGAACUCGCGGUCCAACCUGUACGUACACAUCAAGAAUGUACACCCGGUCGAGUGGGCCGCCAAGAAGCGUAAGGCGGAGGAGGCUAAAAUUCCCAAGAGUCAAGCGUGAUGUGAUGAUGGGAAGAAAUGAUACUGGAAAUGAG
Messenger RNA from Culex pipiens pallens (northern house mosquito), 1625 nucleotides. RefSeq names its product transcription factor grauzone-like. The transcript has 2 exons. The coding region runs from base 98 to 1591 and encodes 497 amino acids. Gene Ontology annotation, molecular function: DNA-binding transcription factor activity; zinc ion binding. Lineage: Eukaryota; Metazoa; Arthropoda; Insecta; Diptera; Culicidae. Gene Ontology annotation, cellular component: nucleus. The record is from RefSeq and is a predicted model, not a curated record.